AGAUGCUACCGGGCAUAACUAACCAACACGCGGAGCUAAUUGCAGCACUACCAGCGAACGUGUGUUGUUGCCGCUGCAGCCCCAGCACCAACCUGAUCGCACCCUUUCGUAUGUCCCUGGCACCUUAUUCGUGUCGUGGUGGUGUAACACGGUUGUUUCCAAGCGUUCCGAAGCAAUGCUUCGCGGUUUAAUCCAAGCGCACCUACUGUCUUCGUUUGUGUCGCCAGCGUUGCACAAUAGCAUCGAGGUGCGGACAUUAUGCUAGAUUGCAACCGAGAACGACGCUCUACUAGCAGCUAUGCGAACGUGCUUAACGUGGUGUUGCAGAUUGCCACACUUCACCUGAACGUUGUCCUUGCGCUUUAGCUUCUCCUGGGUGCGUCGUCUGAAUGAAUGGAUGAUUCAAACCGUGAAUAUUUCUUUUCAAGUGACUUUUAGUCUGUCAUGCGCGCAUUGAAAUUUUCUAUCAAACUUAAAGUUGAAGUUGAAGAUACAUACAGUGAAUGAGAAGACGCAACUCGGCACAAACCAUUUUCGCGUACAUCGGAAUCACGAACGAAGACGACAAGUACGGUUCCGACUAUCCUUUGUGGGUGCAGCCGCAGGAAGUCCUGGCUCGGUUGCUGAAACCCUCUUGGCAAGCUCCGACCGCCGAGUGGAUAACAUUAUAUAAUGAGAGGUCGACGAAUUCCGAUUGCACUACCAAACACUGGCGCACUGUCCCGUAGAAGACACACGCUGUACAUCCGUUCCGCCAUAAUUAUAUUCAUUCUGUUCGCGUUCCUGCAGUUCCAUGUGAUAAACUAUGACUCCUCCGACAGUGGAUCCAGCGAUAAUGCCAACUAUUCCACGGCAGCGAUCCUGCAGAUGGUGCCACCGGUAUUUCAUAAGUAUUUGACCGGAAAACCUCGCAACUCUACGCACGGUCAAAAUGGUACACACUAUGCUGGCGAUGGGCCAGGACGGCCAACAUUAGCGACAUCAUGCGCAUGA
This is a messenger RNA of Anopheles merus, 993 nucleotides long. RefSeq lists its product as uncharacterized. The transcript has 4 exons. The coding region runs from base 673 to 993 and encodes 106 amino acids. NCBI's taxonomy places the organism in Eukaryota, Metazoa, Arthropoda, Insecta, Diptera, Culicidae. The record is from RefSeq and is a predicted model, not a curated record.